This is a messenger RNA of Nematostella vectensis (starlet sea anemone), 2082 nucleotides long. RefSeq names its product UDP-N-acetylglucosamine transporter. Bases 196 to 1266 code for a protein of 356 amino acids. The record is from RefSeq and is a predicted model, not a curated record. The transcript is spliced from 2 exons. Lineage: Eukaryota; Metazoa; Cnidaria; Anthozoa; Actiniaria; Edwardsiidae. Gene Ontology annotation, biological process: pyrimidine nucleotide-sugar transmembrane transport. Gene Ontology annotation, molecular function: pyrimidine nucleotide-sugar transmembrane transporter activity. Gene Ontology annotation, cellular component: Golgi membrane.
CAAGUAACGCCUGGUGGUUUUAGACUUUUAAAACGGGAUACGAACAUUUUCGUUUCUGCGAACAAACAAAAUCAUGGAAUUUCAAUAUGUUUAUGUAACUAAAAGUUGACUAGGCAAUAAGAAAAUGCUUUCUUUUUAUAUGUGAGUAUGGAAGAUCAACACUUACCAGUGAUCCCCAGUUUCUAAGUCAAGAAAAUGGAUAAAGUUAGGAGGAGCAAUUUGGUUCCCUCGCCAUCCGAAACGAGAAAACAACCAAUGCGAAUAGAAUCUUCAACAGCGUCUAUUACCAUAGGGUAUCCAAGUCCUUCUAAAAAGCGGUCCGAUGGAAUGGCAACCAAAACACUGGUGUUCUUUAUUCUUACGUUUCAAGCCGCGUGUUACUUUUUAAUGGUCAGAUAUUCGCGUACUAGAAAGGGGAACAUGUAUUUCUCCUCGACUGUUGUUGUUAUUACGGAACUUGUGAAGCUUUGUUUUUCCGUUGUCGUCAUCUUCUGUCAGAGCCCACGAAACUUUGGAGAUUUUUUAAUCGACAAGUUAUUCUCUCAGCGCUGGACAUUCUUGAAAUUGUCUAUUCCUUCCUUGCUCUACACCAUGCAGAAUAAUUUGCUGUACCUUGCGAUGACUCAUCUAGAUGCCGCCACAUUUCAGAUAACCAACCAGUUAAAGAUAAUGACCACUGCAUUGUUCUCCAUCCUUCUUCUCAACAAGAGCAUCUCACGCAAGCGUUGGUUCUACUUACUCAUGCUGAUGAUAGGUGUGGCUGUAGUUGAGAUUGAACUACACCGCAAAAUUGCUGCAAAAAUGAACAAAAAGGAAGCAGAUGCUGCUUCAAAAUCCUUCCUCAUUGGAUUUCUAUCAGUAUUGGCUGCAUCGGUUAUCUCUGGAUUUGCUGGUGUGUUUUUAGAGAAAAUAGUCAAACACAAGAGCACAUCCUUAUGGAUCAUGAAUGUUCAUUUGUACUCUUGGGGGGUUUGCUUGGGGGUAUUGGGGGUAGUACUCAAGGAUGGGUACCAAAUCUCUCAGCUUGGGUUUUUCUAUGGUUAUGAUUCAGUUGUAUGGACAGUAGUUGCCCUGGCCUCUGCUGGUGGUAUUUUGGUGUCCUUGGUUUUGAAAUAUGCAAGUACUAUCACCAAAGGUUUUGCUACGUCUUGUGCCAUAGUGUUGUCAAGUCUUGCAUCUGUUAUUAUAUUUGGAUUUGAUCCAAGCAUUUAUUUCAUUUUAGGAGCCUUUCUUGUUGUUUUUGCUGUUAUUCUUUAUGGCAUUUAAUAAUAUUUAUUGAACUAAUAAUACAAAUCUAGGGCUGGUGUAAACAUUAAUAUGUUUACAUAGUAUUUUAGUAUUAGUUUUAAUAUUUAAAAAAAAUUCAUUUUUUUUUUAAAUUUAAAAUAUUCAAAGGCCUGCUAUGGCCUUAGGACAGGAAUACUUUAAUUAUACUGAACAAAACUAUUUUAAAUUGAAUAAGGGAAAUUAUUUCAAAUGAUUUUUGGAAUAACAUAUGUGAUAUUAUCAAUCAAUCUAUUUUCAAAACAUGUUUUACAAUGAUAGUUUCAAAUUAAUAAAAUGAACAAGUGAUUGACAUAUUUUUUUUUAUAGAAUGGCUUUUAAAAACCCGCGAAAUACUAUUUAGUUUAUUUAGUACUAAUGCACUGUAAUGUCUUUGUUCUCUUUUGUUCUUGCUUGACUAUUACACUUUAACAAUUGCAUUUUGUUGCACGGGAUUUUGAAAACCACUCUAUUAUACAUAAUUACAUCCUUUUGAUCUCCUUGUGUCUUUUGGUUGUCUGAAAAUGACUAGUUUUGUCUAAAAGCUUAGUUUUAUUAGUUUUAAAGCGACUUUAGUCUUUGGUAAACUUUCAUUGCAAGGUUUGUCUUUGAAAAAAGUUAGAUGUUCUAAUUAAUGAUAAAAAAGUGCUUGGUGUGUAGUUUGAGAUUAUAAGGCAUUGUCUUUUUCAUGUUUGGGACUUUGGGCUAGGGAAUCAACACUAGAUACCACAUUUAGAUCACUUUGAUGUAUGCCAUCAAAUAAAAAAUAAGUAUACAAGAUAUAGUGGCAUGGGAAAUAAAAUUUUGGUUUGGAAUUAA